CGUCUUGACGCAAAACCUCUGCAGUGUUGUCGUGAAACUUGACUGGCUGGUUUUAGGACCCAGAGUUUGACAAAUCAGUGAUCUGGGUGUGUAGAGCUGCUCUAUCCAUAAAGAACAGAUCGCCUUUAGGAAACUGCUGCUUCUACUUUUAUCUUUACCUCAGCAGCCGGUCUUUUUUUCCCUCUGUACCUUUCCUCUGGACCUAUUCAGCGUCUUUGUUCCGAGUUCUCAAGAUGUUUUUGGCCAACAAACUUAUUAAAGGGUUCAUAGAUGUUGUCAGCAACGUCGACCAGUUUAUUCCCUCUGAUCCUCCUCCUCCUAAAAGACCACUUGCAUACGCAAACCCAAAUGAAACCGAUGAAGAAAGGCAGUUUCGCAGGGUGUUUCAACAACUUGCAGGGGAUGACAUGGAGGUGAGCCCUAAUGAACUGAUGAGCAUCCUUAACAAGAUUAUUUCCAAACAUGGUGAUCUGAAGACAGAUGGUUUCACUGUGGAGUCCUGCAGAAGCAUGGUGGCAGUGAUGGAUAGUGACAGUACUGGAAAACUGGGAUUUGAAGAAUUCAAGUAUCUUUGGAAUAACAUCAAGAGGUGGCAGGGCAUUUACAAGAAUUUUGAUGCUGAUCGCUCUGGUGUGAUUGGGUCCGAUGAGUUACCUGGAGCUUUUAAAGCAGCAGGGUUCCCACUCAAUGACCAGCUUUUCCAGUUGAUCGUCAGGCGAUAUAGUGAUGAAAAGGGCAACAUGGACUUUGACAAUUACAUCGGUUGUCUUGUGCGCCUGGAUGCUAUGUGUCGUGCCUUCAAGACACUUGAUAAAGACAACAAUGGCACCAUUAAAGUCGACAUUCAAGAGUGGUUGCAGCUGACAAUGUACUCCUGAAUAUAAAAGAAUAUCCUUCGCCAUCUUGAUUAUAUUCUUUUGUCAGUUCCUCUUUGUGGCCUGUCAUUGUCAAAUGUCUUUGUUUUAAUAACUGACAUAAUUAUUUGUUUCAUUGUUCGCUAUGACAGCAUGAUCAUACUGUGCCUUUACACUAGGUGGCAGCUUUGUUGCAACACUUGUUUGCAUCUGUAGAGGUUCAGUUUAUGCCAUAUUUCCAUAUUUUAUUCCAUGCCAUUGUGCCCUUUUCAUUUAUUCCAUGGUUUUAUCAUUUACAAAGAGCAUUCAACCAAAGUUUAAAAACCAUGUUCAGAAUAGAAUAGUUUUAGAAUACAUAAUAGCUAUUAAGUACAUUCCAGAGCCAUAUUAUUUAAUCACUGAGAAUGAGUCAGCUGUCGGUUUUGCGGAGUUAUUGUGCUGAUGCUCAAAUAAACGUUAUUUGUUUUGGACAUACAAA
This is a messenger RNA of Onychostoma macrolepis, 1332 nucleotides long. It is a transcript of the gene capns1b, whose product is annotated as calpain, small subunit 1 b. Gene Ontology annotation, molecular function: calcium ion binding. The transcript has 11 exons. Bases 234 to 878 code for a protein of 214 amino acids. The record is from RefSeq and is a predicted model, not a curated record. Lineage: Eukaryota; Metazoa; Chordata; Actinopteri; Cypriniformes; Cyprinidae.